AUGCGAGCUGGCGUGCUAGCAGCAGCAGCGAUUUUAACCAAGUGCAUUCUGCUGAAGCAACUUCCAGAUCAAAACGAUAUCACAUGGGCCUGGGCGCCAAUCACUCUGUGGUACUCAGUUGAGAUUUACAUUAUUAUAAUCUAUGCCACACUUCCCACCCUUCGACAAUUCUACCUCUUCACCAUGGGCCAAUCCUACCACAAUAGCAGCUGCGGCAGCACUCGGUCUGGAGGACUCGGUGGUUCUCACGCACGGGAGAGAUCACAUUCCGUUGGGCUGGCGUCGCUGAAGUCGCGACUGAAACCGGGCGGUAAUGCCAUCGCAACUUACCAGCAGGCAUUUCGCCAGGAGAAUAUUUUGCCGGCAAAGACACAGAUCCACAAAGUGACCGAGUUUCAGAUCUCCAGAGAUACACAUGGGAGUAGUCAUGGACUUCAUGAUGGGCCUCACGAAUGA
Molecule: messenger RNA, 456 nt
Organism: Aspergillus chevalieri
Lineage: Eukaryota; Fungi; Ascomycota; Eurotiomycetes; Eurotiales; Aspergillaceae
Exons: 5
Coding region: 1-456 (151 amino acids)
Source: RefSeq, a predicted model, not a curated record